Molecule: messenger RNA, 777 nt
Organism: Sinocyclocheilus rhinocerous
Lineage: Eukaryota; Metazoa; Chordata; Actinopteri; Cypriniformes; Cyprinidae
Product: FA complementation group F
Exons: 2
Coding region: 1-777 (258 amino acids)
Biological process (GO): interstrand cross-link repair
Cellular component (GO): Fanconi anaemia nuclear complex
Source: RefSeq, a predicted model, not a curated record
AUGGUCACCACCUGGAAACUGAUGCUCAGCAAACACAAACCCGCAGAGUUCACAGACGGAGAGCACAUUUACAGUGCAUUCAACACCACACAUAUGAACACACAUAUUGAGCACAUAUGGCUGAAACCAAAGGCUGCACAGGAAUCCCAGUUUGACCAAAACAGCCUCAUGACGUGCAAAUCAGCGUUUAAUCUGCUGUGCCGCACGCCGGACAGGACUGGGGUACAGGCUGAAGCAGUGGUCAGAGGCACACUGCUGGGGAAGCUCUUGAGCUCUGGUAAUGAUGAGCAUGCGAGGACGCUGCUGGAUUCCGUCCUUCAUGACAGCGCGGGAAACCCGGAGGGCCUUUAUGACGUCAUCGCAGCUGCGUUCCUUUCCCCCGAUGACGAAACGAGCUCCGUCACUCAGCGCUGUGUCCUCGCCUGGCUGCAGGAGCACGAGGGAUGUUUGGGUGAAGUGUGCAGGUCUCUGUCCCCCGGGCUUUGCGCUGUCCUCUCCCGACACUCUUGCGAGUUUAAGCAGGCAUACUGCGGGGUUUUGAAACGCUGGGCGUCCUGCUUGGAGUAUGACGUCUUGGAGAGUCUAUGGGUGCCGACAUCAGAUGAGCCGGUCACCUUUAGUGCACUGACUGAUCGAUUCAAAGAGGUAUUAAAUUCAGGACCAGCAUUAAAAGAGGAGACAGAAACUGAACUCAAAACACUCAAACGGGAAGCUGGAGACUUUAAUGUAACAGACAUUAGUAUAUGGACUGAUCUAAUCAUUCAGCUAAAGCUGUAA